Molecule: messenger RNA, 2214 nt
Organism: Phalaenopsis equestris
Lineage: Eukaryota; Viridiplantae; Streptophyta; Magnoliopsida; Asparagales; Orchidaceae
Product: pentatricopeptide repeat-containing protein At1g20230
Exons: 1
Coding region: 229-2190 (653 amino acids)
Biological process (GO): RNA modification
Molecular function (GO): protein binding; zinc ion binding; RNA binding
Source: RefSeq, a predicted model, not a curated record
CACCAAUUCACAUUUCUAAUAUUACCUCCUGAUCCCAUUGAAGUUUGGUCUGGUCUGAGAGCCGACAGCCGCCUGUUCACUACAUUCUUCUCUCUAUAUGCUACUCACCACUGCUUCCCCGACGUUCCCGCCUUCCUAUUCUACCUCGCUCACCCAGACUUCCCCCGCACCUCUGUCAUCUCCUACCUUCCCCGCUUUCACUUGACCAUCCUUUCCCUCCUUCCCCGCAUGCUUUCUAUCCGUUUCCCUCUCGAUCCCUUCAUUCUCCCCUCCGCUCUCAAGGCCUGCGCUGCACUUCCUUCCCUCAUCGCUGGCCGAUGUCUCCAUUUACUCGCCGUAGUUUCCGGACUAUGCAAUGAUCCCGUCGUUUUGUCCUCCCUCCUUCACCUGUAUCUCAAGUGCGGCGCACAAAGUGAUGCAGAUAAAGUUUUUGCCAAAAUGCCUCAACCGUCUGUCGUGGCCUACAGCGCCAUGCUUGCUGAUGCGGCUUCUCGUGGUAGCGUUUCCGUAGUAAAUCGACUCCUUUAUCAGAUGCAGGUCUCUGGGGCGGAGCCGAAUUCAGUGACGUGGAAUGGCCUUAUUUCAGGGUUUUGCCGAAGCGGGCAUCCCCGAGAAGCGCUUUCUAUGCUUCAAAGCAUGCAUUCUAAGGGGUGUGGGUUGGAUAGUGUCGGUGCCUCAAGCUCUCUGCAUGCAAUUGGGGACAUAGAAGAUGCUUGGAUGGGUUCUCAGAUUCAUGGGUGUAGUAUCAAGCGCGGAUUUGAUUCAGAUGAUUAUGUGGUGAGUGCGCUCAUCAACAUGUACGGAAAGUGCCGGUUUACAGAGGAGAUGCAUAAGGUUUUCUAUGAAGCCUGUCACAUAGAUGUCGGAUCCUGCAAUGCUCUUGUGGCUGGGUUCUCUCGGAAUGGUCUUGUCUGCGAGGCCGUGAUGAGGUUUAGGAGGUUUCAAGAGCAGGGAAUUGAGCUGAAUGUUGUGUCAUGGACCUCAAUUGUUGCUUGCUGCGCUCAGAACGGAAAGGACGUGGAAGCGAUGGAGUUUUUCAGGGAGAUGCAGGGUGCUGGCAUUCGGCCAAACUCCGUGACUAUCCCUUGUCUAUUGCCUGCAUGUGCGAACAUCGCAGCUUUGAUGAAUGGGAGAUCAGCUCAUUGCUUCUCUCUACGAAGUGGCAUUUCACAUGAUGUGUAUGUUGGCAGUGCUCUCAUUGACAUGUAUGCUAAGUGUGGUAAAGUCAAAGAUGCCCGAAUCAUCUUCAACACAAUGCCGAUGAAGAAUUUAGUAUCAUGGAAUGCAAUGUUGGGAGGUUAUGCUUUGCAUGGAAGAGCAAAGGAUGCGAUUGAUCUGUUUUAUUUAAUGGAAACGAGCAACCAGAAGCCUGACUCCAUAAGCUUCACCUGCAUGCUUUCAUCCUUCAGUCAAGCAGGAUUGAAAAAUGAAGGGUGGCUGUUUUUCCACAAGAUGGAAGAGUAUGGAAUUGCUGCGAGGAUGGAACAUUAUGCGUGCAUGGUGAGCCUCCUAAGUAGAGCUGGCAAGCUGGAUGAGGCUUACAAACUUUUUGGGGAGAUGCCGUUUCACCCUGAUGCUUGUGUUUGGGGAGCACUUCUCAGUGCCUGCAAGGUGCAUGGAAAUGUGAGACUUGGUGAAAUCGCUGCUGAAAAUCUGUUCAAACUUGAGCCAGAGAAUGCUGGGAACUAUGUUCUCUUAUCAAAUAUUUAUGCCGCAAAUGGAAUAUGGGAUGGCGUGGAUAGAGUAAGGGAUGAGAUGAAAAGAUUGGGUAUGAGGAAGAACCCAGGGUGUAGCUGGAUUGAAAUUAAGAACAAGGUACACAUGCUUCUUGCUGGAGACACCUCACAUGCAGAAAUGGAGCAGAUUGUGGAGAGAAUGAAAAAGCUUGGGGUUGAGAUGAAGAGACUUGGUUAUCUACCAAGCACUAACUUUGCGCUGCAGGAUGUAGAGGAGCAGGAUAAGGAGCAGAUGCUUUGUGGGCACAGUGAGAAGUUGGCUGUGGCAUUGGGACUUAUAAGCACCAGUUCAGGGACUCCUCUCCGAGUUAUAAAGAAUCUUAGGAUCUGUGGCGAUUGUCAUACUGCUAUAAAAUUUGUAUCAGGAUUCGAAGGGAGGGAGAUACUUGUGAGAGAUACCAAUAGAUUUCAUCUUUUCAAAGAUGGGGAGUGUUCAUGUGGUGAUUAUUGGUGAAGGCCUUGGUGUUUUCUCCUUCUG